Molecule: messenger RNA, 635 nt
Organism: Aspergillus alliaceus
Lineage: Eukaryota; Fungi; Ascomycota; Eurotiomycetes; Eurotiales; Aspergillaceae
Exons: 1
Coding region: 367-561 (64 amino acids)
Source: RefSeq, a predicted model, not a curated record
GCAAGUGGCUGCAUAAGGUACAGCUGUAUCAGCGGGGGAUGAGUUUCAUAGAUAACCUGCGCCUUGAGAAGGUCUUCAUACGCGUAGCAGAAUGCGUUACUUACAAUCCAGUACACCAGUCGCAGACGGGUGGCGGCAAAUCUAGGAUUUAAAGUAUCUGAUAAGAGGAGGAACAGGCGAGGUCGACUCUAGUAGGAGCUAUGCAUCUGACUCAAUACUUGCAGUAUUGGUACUGUGGUGGCUGCAGCAUCCUGUAGUACCGGUAAUCCUGCGAUGUUCUCGUUCUCACCAAGAGUAGAAACGAUGGUGUCCACUCUUGACAAGCAUUUUUUCUAGAGUUUAGCAUCCGUGAUUGGGCCUUCAAAGAUGUGCACGCCUGUAUAUGAUUCUAUCCCAGGGAAGAGUGACAAAAGGUUCGGACGUAAAUAUGCAGGGUGCACCCUAGCCGUAUACACACUUCUUCACAUCGGUGUGUCGGUGUCAAAACACGCCGAUCCGACAUGGGUCAUACAACUUUGUGGGAUCCUCUCGAAGGCGACUGGCAAGGAAAGCAAUAGAUAGCUUAAAGUCCCACCGUUGAGUCAGUGAUCGCCAUUCUCUUGAUUCGCGUGAAUGCCCCAAAGACCGACAAAAGC